AACGCCGUCGACGAGUCGCGGUCUGUCUGUUGUGAGUGUCUGUACCGUCGUCGCCGGUAAACCGCCGCCGUUACGAUUGAUUUUUAAUUUUUUUUCAUUUCUUAUUGUCCGUCUGUUAAUCGUGCCAUAAAAAAAACAAUAAAAUACUUUUCGUUUCCGUAUAGUAUAAUUUUGUUUUUUUUUUUUGCGAUUUUUUCCGUUAGUCCGUCGACCCGUCGUGUGUCUUCGGCUACCUAACCGCGCACACACGUGCCCCGCCGUGGAGGAUUAUCGAAGAAGAAGAAAAUCACACACACACACACACACAUACAUCGGCUUGGGAAAUUGUCUUCGAGUACCAAAAUCCAGUCAACGGGCACACACGCGCGGGUCUACUUGCUAGCAGUCGCCGCGCGCCGACGGUGUAGAUACCGUACCGGCAGCUGAUACAGUUUUUAGUACCGCGAAGCAGCUGCUGCCGGCCGGGAAGAAAGAAGAAGAAUAAAAAAAAAAAAAAAGAACACCAUUAUAUAUUGUACAGGAGGUGCACGACGACCACUCGACACCGACAACAAUAAUAUUAUUAUUAUUAUUAUACCUACCGAGUACACCAAGUCCGCCAAAAAUGCGCUCCGGUAAAAAACCCCAGUCGGCUUUCGGCUUGUUCGUGUGUUUGACCGUGCUGUUUGCCCUGGUGGCCGUCGACAGAGUUCACUGCCGACCAAACCAAUUAAAAGACAACAAACAAGACCAGCCGAUCGUCGACGACGACGACGACUACAUGGCAGACGGCGAAGGCACCGACGACGAAGACGACGACGGCGGACAAGACGGAAACGUCGGCGGAGGAACCGGACAAUUGCCGGUCAUACUGACCAUAGGACUCAACGUGGAUGCCGCCGAAGGCACUACCGUGAGGUUGCCGUGCAAAGUGGACAGACCACUCACAGACACCGCCAUGAUUUGGCUGAACGGCACCAAGACCAUCUUCACCGAGGAAUACAGAAUCACGUCGGACCCUCGCGUUCAUACCGAACGCAAUCCCACCAAGGAAGACUACACUCUAGUCAUUGACUCUGUCACCUCGCAGGACGCCGGCACGUAUACUUGCAAGAUCACCAGCUCUACGCCGGUCACGAUAACCCACGAGCUCCGCAUUACCCAUCCGGCACGUAUCGUGGACAUCGAACCGCACGGCAAGAAAACCGUCGUCAAGAAGGGCGAACCCGUCAUCUUGAAAUGCCUGGUCGCCGGAUUUCCCGUGCCCACCGUCAAGUGGACAAAGGUGAGCAGAUUCGGAGGUGGAACCAACGGUGCGGCGGGUACCGGCGAAACCGAGUCUGCGAUUGUAGCGAUGGGCCCGGAAGUCCGUAUCGAGUCGGUGGCUUCCACCCAUGCCGGUUACUACGAGUGUCAAGUCGAGAACAAGUUGACGAACAACACCAACGCGGACAACACCGAACGUCGUGGCAUCGAACUGGAAGUAGAAUACCCGCCCGAGAUAGUCGUGCCCAAAGCCACGGUGAACACCGGCGAGACGUAUUCGGCUAUCCUGACCUGCACUGUCCGUUCGCAUCCCAAACCCAAGGUGUCCUGGGAAAAAGAUCAAGUACCGAUCCAGGCGCAACCGACCGUCCAAGGUUCGGCCGACGGUUCCCGGUACGAAAUCAACAGGCAGCUGGGCGGCGGAUACGGUAACGGCAAUUCUUACCAGCUGAAGAUCAAGCACAUCAGGCCCACCGACGACUUCGGCAAGUACAGGUGUCGCGCCGAAAACAAGUACGGCGUCGUUUACGGAGAAGACAUCGUGCUUACGGGAACUCCGGCCAAACCGACUUUGGAAAUCACCAAGGUGAUGGACUCGAACGACGUGGACAAGAAAAGUGGCCGCAACACCGAAUUGGUUUGGGUGUUGGACAGUUGGUCUCCGGUUUUGGAAUACCAAGUGCAGUACAAACGGCAGCAGGACCAAGACUGGAUCAACGUGAAGCACUCGCCCAAGGUGACCGAACCCGAAGACCCGACGGCCGACGAACGCCGGUACAAACUCAAGUACAUCUUUAGCGACCCCGAAGAGCACAACGACGUGAUGUUCACGGCUGCCACGUUCGUGGUCAGGGCUCGGGCCAGGAACGUCCAGGGUUGGUCCGAAUGGUCCACCGACGCCGUGUUUUCCGGGUGGAGACCGCAACUCUUAGGUGCCAAGGGAGACGAAGAUGCCAACGAAAUACUGGACCAGGGUCGAGUUAAGAUACAGAAAGCUUCGGCCAGCAGCAAAGCGGCGUUCACCGACUGUUCUUGGAUCAAUAUCGGUUUGUCUUUGGCCAUGGCAGUGUUGGCGGCAAGACAUUUGGCUGGCAACAACGGCUGUUAAACAACAAAAUUAAAAGCAACUCCCUCCAAAAAAAAAAAAAAAAAAAUUACAUAUAUAUAUAUAUAUAUAUACAGCACAAACACACUAAAUAAAAUAUAUAUAAUAAUAAUAUUAACUAUCAAUUUAAUAAACACACAGAAA
Messenger RNA from Adelges cooleyi (spruce gall adelgid), 2494 nucleotides. Its product is annotated as contactin-5-like. The coding region runs from base 605 to 2353 and encodes 582 amino acids. Gene Ontology annotation, molecular function: cell adhesion molecule binding. Gene Ontology annotation, biological process: cell-cell adhesion. The record is from RefSeq and is a predicted model, not a curated record. The transcript is spliced from 11 exons. Lineage: Eukaryota; Metazoa; Arthropoda; Insecta; Hemiptera; Adelgidae. Gene Ontology annotation, cellular component: cell-cell junction.